Molecule: messenger RNA, 4991 nt
Organism: Patella vulgata (common limpet)
Lineage: Eukaryota; Metazoa; Mollusca; Gastropoda; Patellidae
Exons: 5
Coding region: 341-3430 (1029 amino acids)
Biological process (GO): signal transduction
Molecular function (GO): protein binding
Source: RefSeq, a predicted model, not a curated record
GUAUUGAUGAACCCAAUAAUCUGCAGUGAUAUACGCGUAGGUUAAUAACAUCUUAGUUAUGCCAAGGUUGGCAUAAUUGGCAUAAUUGAUAUGAAAUGAAAUAUUAUUAUUAGGUCACAUUUCCCCUUUAAAUGUCACAAUAUAGGCCAUCAACUAAACAAACAAACGCGAGAAGCUUACAGUUUUAUCAGAAAAUAACCCAUUAUGACUUGUUUUAGGAUAUGACUCGAUCGUAGGAAUCUCUACCCGUUUCUGAUCGUGGUUUGGACGACAUAAAGAGUAUCCUCCAUCCUGAAGACUAUGAUAGACAGUGGGCAGAUAACACGACGAACAAUGCAAGAUGCAGGAGGCAGAACAGAAAGCUAUCUACCAGAUGAGUAUUACCCCUGGAGUGGGGUUUAUCACUGGUCCAGAAGGCGAGAAAGCUGUAAAAGACGUGAUCAACCAGGAUAAAGACUGUUCUUACAGAUUAAUAUUGAAUAUAGUGGGUAAAGAAAGACAGGGUAAAACAAGUCUUCUCAAACUUUUAUCUAAUGAUAUGUUUGACGAGAAUGAAGAAAGCACCGUAGGAGUGGAUCACGAACUUGUUGAUACAGUUGGCUUACAGCCAGAUCCAAGUCGUCUCUGGUCGAAGUUGGAUAUCCGAGCUGCGAAUUCUAACGAAUAUGACGACAUUUUAGGAAAGCAUCUCAUGAUUCGAUUGGGUAAAGUUAAAUGUCGAACACUGAAUAGUGUAUUCGCCCCAGUCAUAGUUUGUGCUAGAAUUGGACUGAUCACUUGGAUAACAUUUGCAAUUUAUUCAAAUUGUAUUGUUUCCGAAACAUUACAAUAUUGGCCAUGGUUCGGAAUUUUACUAUGUUUCAUGUUUACAUUUUUGAUCCCGUUCCUGGGAAUAGCAGACGGAACAGGAAUAGGUGUUGGAAUACGACAUUACGUCAUCUUAAUAGAUGCAUGGUUUCGUUGGGAUCUAGCAUCGUGGUGUCUAGAAGACGAUUCAUUAGUGUAUAUCGGAUUAUCAGUUGUAGCUGUGCUGUUUUUAUUUCUGGUGCUUGAGAGUGUUGAAAGUGUUGCUCUAGGUCAGUCAAUGGGUAUCGGGAUUGCAUGUUGUUUUUGUUUAUGUUGUCCUCCGUCAAGUGACUUAUACGUUGCCUCCAAUCCCCUCCAAUCACUGGAGAUCCAUCUAUUCAUAUUGGGCUGUUUGAUUGGUCUGUAUCUUUACAGUAAUUGUAACUACAUAAUCAUGACGAUUUUGAUUGCGCUCUUGGCGAUAUUGUUUCAGACACAAACCAAAUACUGCAUUUGUUUAACAGUGUCAAUUGCUAUUGGAGCUUUGCACAAUCAUGGAAUUAUGGUUGGUCAAAACCUGUAUUGCCUUUUGGAUACACAAUUGAAAACAAUCUGCAGUAGCAGAAGAAGUCGACGAUUCAUUAGGCAUUUGAUUGGAAUAGUACUUGGAUUGAUUCAUACACGAAUGUUUGGAUGGGAGUUCUCGCCCGACAUUGCUAAGGUAUUCAUUGUAAUAGUUGUCGUGAUGCUAGUGGAAAUGUUUAGUUAUCUCAAAUCUAUACAGCGUUCUAAACAACAAGACGCGGGCACAAUAAACCACCCUAGCAAAGUGAUUGGUGCAAGAACUAGAUCUCCACGUUUAAAGUUAUUGGUUAGAGAUUUUGCAGGUCACCCAUUAUACUAUACAGCUCACCAUUUAUAUAUGACAGGCCAGUGUGUUUAUUUAUUAGUGUUCAGUCUAGUAGAAGCUUCUGAAGACUUUCAGAUGGUGCUUCAGGAUAUCCUUCGGUGGUUGCGAUCGAUACAAUUACAUAGUCAUUAUCCCCAUACCCGCGUGUUUCUAGUGGGAACACACCGUGACGAUAUGCGCAUUACGAAAAGGACAAAGGCUGAAAUAAAAGAACAGUUAAAAAGAAGUGUUCACAGAAUAUAUCAUAACAUUAUCGUGUGGAACGACGAUGACACAUCUCUGUUUCCAGUAGAAAAUUCUUCCCGGUGUCCCACCGAUAAGGACCACAAAAAUCUUAAGGAUAAAAUAAUUAAGCAGACAACAGACAUCAUAUUACAGGAAAAGUUCCCAGUAAAAUUCUUUUUUUUCUUCACUAUAAUAGAACAUUACAGAAAAGAACAGAUAUUCUCCGAAUAUUUUCAAAAUGUGUAUAGGUUGUGCAAGGAUAUGAAACUUAUGCUAGCAACAGAAUCUGAAUUUGAGGAAAUGUUAAUAUUCUUUCAUAAAAUGGGUGAAAUAAUGUUCCGACGGAAUGAUAAUGAAUUACAAAUGCUCAUCAUUUUCGAUCCCCGCAGUUUACUAAAUAUUGUAAGCCAUAUCAUAAAUGUGCCGAAAAUGAGUGAAAGACCACCACAUCUGGUCGACGACUGGUCCAUAUUAGAAGAGCGUGGAAUUUGUUCAGCUGCAUUGUUUAAACAUGUAUUUGAACAACAUUGUCCUACAGGAAUAGCUAUGGAGUCGGCUAUAGCUGCUUUAUCCCGCUUUCACCUGAUUUGUGAAUUAAACACGUCAUUCAUUAUUCCAUCAUCUCUUCCAGAAGAUCUCCCUUAUCCAGAAAAAUGCUGGUCUGUCCACAAGAAAGACAUUAUGGUUUAUAUCAAAUGCCUUCCACACUUCCCACAGGAGUUGUUUCUUCAUCUUCUUUGUGCUUGUGCAGAGUUUGACUGCAGCGCGAGGGAAGGUAUUGCCAAUAUGAGUAGACGCCAAGCAAUCUUCACAUAUGACAAUCAGCUGUGUUAUCAAUUGGAAAAGUGUGACGAUGACAAACAUGGUUUCUUGAAAAUAGUACUUCGCGGUGAUGCCCUUGGUAAUAGAUCAACUGUCCUAUUAAUGAUUUGGCGAUGUUUGAACAAUAUUGUGAAACAGGAUUUUAAGAUGUGUAAAUUGAUGAUGGGAUACCUCUGCCCUUGUACCUCACCGCAUGAAGAUGGCAGCAAAGAAAAGCACUUGUUGACAAUUGCCAAUAAUAUCGAAGAAUUGGAAUCUAUUCCUGAUAAAUCUGAUUUUUGGUGUUGUGGUCGAAAAGUAAACAUCGUAAAUGGACAGAUGCAUGUGGUAUCAAGAGAAGAUGAUCGUUUGUUAGAAACCAAGAAAACCUCGGCUACAGAUGUUAAAAUAAAAGAUCGAUUGCUCAUGGAGGUACCAAACCAUGUGUACAAAACUAUAUGUGAUUAUCUUAAUCCCCCAAAGCCUCUGGGUCAAGACUGGACAAUGCUGGCAGGUUUGUUGGACUUGACAGUAAGAGAUGUGGAAAUUAUCAAUUUCAAGAAUUCCGACAACCCAUGCUCAGCUGUUCUUACAACAUGGUGUAACAGACAGCCAGAUACAAAAAUGGUGGAUUUACUAAAACUUCUAGAGAAAAUGGAAAGAUUUGAUGUUGUGGCAGCCAUAGAAAAUGAAGAAUUUCUAUCAUAAAUCAGGCAUAUUGGAACUGGGGUAUUGAAUUGGAACAAGAUGACAGUCUUUUGACUUUGUCCAAGAUAUUAUUUAGCAUUCAUGUUUCAAAUAGUAAAUGCAGUAGGACCGCACUACACGCAAAACAAAACCAACAAGACAAACCUGCGGACAAGAAAAACUACAUAGACACUGCAAGAAAUAAACAAAUAUCAAAUCAAGUGAAUGGAUCUGGGGGCCAGCUGUAAGUGUCCAAUGCGCUGUACAGUAACUAGUAUUAGAAAUAAUUAUAAUGCUAUAUGACAAAAAAAAUAUUUUAGUUGUAUAAUGAUAUAGGGUAUGUUAUUUUCCCCUGGUAAUACAAAUGAACAUAUAUUAUGUACAUGAGCUGUUCUUAUUUACAUAAAAUAUACUAGUCUCACGAUGCUUUAUUAUAUUGACAUUUUUAUUUUUUAUAAUAUAUUUUUAUUUUUUCUCUUUGUAAUUCAUAUAUUGAUAGUUGUUAUGGUUAAAACAUGACUUUAAUGUAAAAUCGUCACAAGUUCUUAUUUAAUUGAUAGUUGAUAUGGUUAAAACAUCACUUUAAUGGAAAAUCGUCACAAGUUCUUAUUUAAUUGAUAGUUGAUAUGGUUAAAACAUCACUUUAAUGGAAAAUCGUCACAAGUUAUUAUUAUGUAAUGACCAAAUCUUUAAAGAUACUUUUCCUUAACAGUUUCAAUCCUAAAUUUAUAAUCAUUAAUUGGAAAUCAUUGAUAAACUGCCAGGACAAAUUUGUUUAAUACCAUAAACAUUAUAUCUUUCUUGAUUAAGGGAAAGCUUUUUUGACAAUCUACCAAAUUUAAUGGUGACUCCAAUAUGUUGUGGGGGUUGGGUGGCCGAAUGGUUUAACGCCUGCUCGUUAGAUCAUAAGGUCUGUUACUGAGUCAAGUGGCGCGGUUUCGAUUCCCUGUUCGUACGUGACAAGAGGUAUGAUCGCCUGUCCAACCCUGUGGAUUUCCCCCCAUGUCCUCCGAUUUCUUUCUCUCUCUCUCUCCAUUAUUUUGUGUACUUGCAAGACAAUGAAUGGAUGAAUGCUGGUGUUGUUAGCAAACAAAUUCUGGUAAGAUAUCAAUGGCUGACUUAGGGUUAACUUUAUUAGUUUAUUGUAUGUCUAUUAGGUAAUGAGUUUAUAAUGGUACUUUUUGUGGUCAUUACAAAUAUCAUACUUUUACUCUUUUAGAUAAAAAAAAGAGGGGGGGGGGGGGUGGCCGAAUGGUUAACACGUGCAUGUUGGAUCAUAAGGUCUGUCAUUGAGUCAAGUGUGGUUUCCAUUCCCCACUAGUACGUCUCAAGUAAUAGGGUUGUCUCCGACACCUAAAGAAUCCUAUAGGAUUUUGUUUGAAUUAUGUUUUAUAGAAACUGUUACUACCACACUCUGUUUGUUUACAUUUUGUUCAGGCCACUCACUUAUACUUUUAUAUACUUUUUGUUUUAUUUUUGUGUCUAUAUAUUUUAUUUCAAUAUGUUGUAAUGGAUACUGUACAAUUCCAUAAAGGUAUAUUUAAAAAAAAAAGAAUUUAUUAAAUAAACUGUAACUGUGUUA